AUGGAAACACACGAAGAGGAGUCUAAUUUAACUGAUUACGCGAGCAGUUUGGACUUUGAUUCAGAUUGCGACAUUGACAUAAAUGAUAGUAGCGAUGAUAUGGAAAGUUUAUAUGAUUCAGAGGACUUUGAAGCAGAUGAACAAACCAGACCAGAUUUAAAAAACGAUUUGAUGUCAUGGUAUUUGAAAAAUGACUGUAUAAGUAAGAACGCAAUGGGAUCCCUGUUAAAAAUUUUAAAACCGCAUCUUAAAAAUCCUCACGAGCUUCCAGUUGAUGCCCGAACAUUUUUAAAAACAUUUGAUAAAGUGGAAAUGAAGAAAGUUUCUGGAGGAGAUACUGUUUAUUUGGGAAUUGAGCGCAUUAUAAACUUUUUCAUAAGAAGCAAAAUUCAAUUGCCGGAGGAAUUAAUAUUCGAUAUUAACAUUGACGGUGUUGAAGUUUUUGUAAAUCCAUACACUAAAAGGACAAUGUGGCCUGUUCUCUGUGUUUUCAGGAAUAUCAAGGGGUUUGAAAAAAUGGUGUUUCCUAUUUCUUUCUACUGUGGAAGUCAAAAACCAACUACAUUGGAUUUUCUGGACACAUUCAUAAAUGAAUACCAAUUAAUGGACCAAAAUUAUUAA
Chironomus riparius is the source of this 621-nucleotide messenger RNA. The record is from the annotation of a GenBank genome assembly. Lineage: Eukaryota; Metazoa; Arthropoda; Insecta; Diptera; Chironomidae.